Molecule: messenger RNA, 1313 nt
Organism: Cadophora gregata
Lineage: Eukaryota; Fungi; Ascomycota; Leotiomycetes; Helotiales; Ploettnerulaceae
Exons: 3
Coding region: 303-926 (207 amino acids)
Source: RefSeq, a predicted model, not a curated record
UCUCCUCUCACAACAACUCUCUUUGCACAUAUCGUCAGCACUUUGAAGAACCAUCCCACAUUCUACAACAGUCUCUCUGAGUCAAGUCUCUCUUUCAAACACCUCCAAUUGUAAGUAUUUACCCUCUGGAAUGUGCUGGCGCGUUGAGUCGCGUCCCCCUGAUUCACUCUUCUCCCUUGAAGCGCAAAUUGCGAGCAUUCCGUACGUCCCGGCGACUAAUUCGAGGUUUCCACUCUACAGAACAAUCGUUCGAUCUUCGACUUCAAUACCUACUCGAUUCUAAUACCUUCACAACCGUCAAAAUGCAAUUCUCAUACGCUCUUAUUGCCGCCGCAGCUUGCGCUGUCGCCAAUGCUGUCAUCAUCACAAAUGGUCCGGCAUCGUUCGUCGGUGUUACAGCCGGCAAGGCUUUCAACAUCUCCUGGUCUGGAGCAGAGGGACCAGUUGAUCUCACCUUGAAGACUGGAGAGGCCAAUGCCUUGACCACUGUCAGCCCUAUUGCUUCCGGUCUCACUGGCACAUCCUACGCAUGGCUCAUCCCAGCUACUCUCCCCGUCGGCACCUACGCUCUCGAGAUUGAGGAUUCUACCAAUGUCCCCAACUACAGUGUCCGCUUCGAGAUUACUGGAGGCCCAGCUUCUUCCAGCUCUGCUUCCGGAUCUUCCACAUCUACUGGAUCUUCCUCGUCUGCUUCUGCUUCCGCCUCUGCCACCACCGGCUCAAACUCCACAAUUACUUCCUCGAGCGGUUCAUCCACCCGUACUGGAAGCACCACCAGUGGAUCUGCCUCAAGAACCGCCACUACCACCAGCGCCUCUGGAUCCAGCACCGCCAGCGCACCACCCAACACCAACGCCGGCGCCAGCUUCGCCUCCCCAUUGGCAUUCGUCCUCUUGGCCUUCGCUGCCCUGAUGACCCUCAACUAAACGCCCCUUUCAUAUCCCACUACCUACACGAUUCACCAAUGUCUAAUUUACGAAAAAAGCUUCAGGGGGAGAUAUGUUAGUUCUUUCAAGGUCAUAAUCACGGCAUAGCGCAUACAUGUAUUGAUUUACUCGGAUCUUUGAUUGUGGUCUGUAAAGAUGGCAUGAUUUCGAUCUGUUGAGUACAAAAGGGGGGGAUGGAAAUCCAUGGUCAGGUAGCGGUUUGCUCCUCUUUCUUUCAGCUGCGGGAUCAUCUGGACGGCGCAAUUGUAAGAGAUACAUCACAUCAAUCACGCCAAUUAAGUAUAAAAUCGCCAACUGGCACUGUGUUCGGACGAGUGGAAACGUAGAUAGUUGGGACUGGAUUAAUCAAUCAAACCAGCGUUCAGA